Molecule: messenger RNA, 1507 nt
Organism: Lampris incognitus (smalleye Pacific opah)
Lineage: Eukaryota; Metazoa; Chordata; Actinopteri; Lampriformes; Lampridae
Product: inositol monophosphatase 1-like
Exons: 9
Coding region: 384-1262 (292 amino acids)
Biological process (GO): signal transduction; inositol metabolic process; phosphatidylinositol phosphate biosynthetic process
Molecular function (GO): inositol monophosphate 1-phosphatase activity
Source: RefSeq, a predicted model, not a curated record
UAAAGGUUCGUCCUGCUUUAUCAGAACAGGAAGGAGUCCAGCGGCCUAUCAGCUGCUGGGAACACCUUGUCUCCCGUGCCUGCACUGCUGCCGUCAUGCCGAUACACAAUCUUCACCCACAUUUCCCAUAUCACUUGUAGGGCAUUAUGCAUUUCUGACAGUGAGGAAGACAGUGGUGAUGGUGGUGAUGUGAGGAAGGCCCAGUCUAGAGGAGGAGCCUGUUGAUGCACAGCCUUCCCAUUGGUUGGCUCUGAGAGAAAAGGUGUUGCUAUGAUAAAUCGGUCAGUUUGUAUAAAUGUCAAUGUACAGCUUCACUCUCCGCAUCUUCCAGAGGAGCCCAAUCCUUCUCAGCAGACGACUCCAAGCUGCUUAACAUCUGCAUCAUGGCCGAGUGGACUGAAUGCAUGAACUUUGGCAUCGCCAUCGCUAAACAAGUUAGUCAGAUGGUGCUUGAUGGCUUUAAGCAGCAGAAGGAUGUGAUGCUGAAGAGUUCUCCAGCAGACUUGGUGACGGAAACAGACCAGAAAGUGGAGAAGAUCCUCAUUUCUGCUAUCAGAGACAAAUACCCCCAACACAAGUUCAUCGGGGAGGAGUCUGUUGCUGCCGGCGAACGUCUACUACUGACCAGCAAGCCCACCUGGAUCAUUGACCCCAUAGAUGGAACCGUCAACUUUGUCCACAGAUUCCCCUUCGUGGCCAUCUCCAUCGCUUUUGCUGUUAACAAACAGACGGAGUUUGGCAUCGUGUACAGCUGUGUGGAAGAUAAACUCUACUGUGCACAAAAAGGGAAAGGUGCCUUCCUGAAUGGUGUGCCGAUCCAGGCCUCUGGACAGGAAGACAUUCACCAGUGUCUGGUGGUGACUGAGAUUGGGGCGGAGCGAGAUGACCUGUCUCUUUCCACCAUGACCUCCAACAUCUUCAGGCUACUGAAGGUUCCUGUCCACGGUGUCCGGGCCGUGGGGACUGCAGCAGUGGACAUGUGUCUGGUGGCCACCGGUGCAGCAGAUGCUUACUACCACAUUGGGAUGCACUGCUGGGAUAUCGCUGCCUCCGCCAUCAUCGUGCAGGAGGCUGGAGGCGUUGUCGUCGAUACUGAUGGGUCACAGUUCGACAUGAUGUCCAGAAAGGUCAUCGCGGCGAGCUCCUCGGCCGUAGCCAAUAGAAUUGCACGGGUGGUCCAGGCCUUCCCUUGUCACCGUGAUGACGAGGACCCAAAGUCCACAUCUGGAGCUGGUGCUGAGAGAGGCCAUGAAGAGUUUUAAGUCAAGUGGCAGUGUGUGCUGCUCAUUUAACAGCAGGAACAGUCUGAACAGAGCGCAGCAGAUGUGCAGCAGGUGUUCAGCAGAUAUGCAGCAGAUGUGCAGCAGAUGUUCAGCAGGUGUGCAGCAGAUGUUAAGCAGGUGUGCAGCAGAUGUUCGAUGUAAAGUCUGAGUCAAGUGGAAACACCAGUUGUGUUAAAUCAUUUCCCUGUUUGUUUUCUGUACUCUGAAAUUAAACUGGCAUUAUU